Chelonus insularis is the source of this 3413-nucleotide messenger RNA. RefSeq names its product calpain-A (gene Calpb). Bases 801 to 3074 code for a protein of 757 amino acids. Gene Ontology annotation, molecular function: calcium-dependent cysteine-type endopeptidase activity; calcium ion binding. Gene Ontology annotation, cellular component: cytoplasm. The record is from RefSeq and is a predicted model, not a curated record. Lineage: Eukaryota; Metazoa; Arthropoda; Insecta; Hymenoptera; Braconidae. Gene Ontology annotation, biological process: proteolysis. The transcript has 10 exons.
CAUUUUUUAGUGUGUGCAUUUUUUAGGACGUUCGCAAAAUGUGUUUAAAUGCUUUCUCAAGUCAUUUAUAAUAAAUAACCAAAAUAAAAUGGGUUCAAAUACCUUGGUUAUUAUCAAGAAUAUUAGGAGUGAUAACAUGUGACAUAUGUUUGAAUCGAUUUAAUUUGUAACGCGACGCAAACGCAUAGAGUAUUACAGUAGUUUACGUACCCAAAUGACAAUAAAUCUUAUCUCUUUUAUGGAUUGAAAUCAUGGUUGAAAAUAAUAAUCCAGCCUUCUUUUUGUUAUGGUUUAUUUUUAUGUUUUUGGAUCUGUUUGAGUCAUCAGUUUAUGAUUGCCUUUUUUUUAAAGUGGUGCAAUGACAGAGGCUGUUCGCUCCAAUAUCCGCAGUACACCACGAACUGUCAGACCAGUAGCGUAAUAUUUAGUUUUCUUACUUUUAUUAAAUAGUCAACUUAAUUACUGAUCAAAUAAUCAUAUGUUUACUUGGUGAAUUCAAUAACAGAGUUUGAGUGUUAAUAUUGAAUUCAAUGAAAAGGUAACUCUCUAAUUGAGUUUUCCAUAUCUCAAAUCAUCUUUAUUUAUAUUUCACGUGGCUGCUACAUGUGCAAUUAUUCUUAUAAUACCAAAGAAUUGUAAAAUUAGUUGGCUAAAUUAUUUAGAAGUUGAUGAAUCACCAAGUAUUGACAUACAGAGAGAACUGAAAAGUGAUCUAGAAAAGGUCAGACAACAUUGAUGAUAACAAUUGUGAUUAUCAACGCUUAGCACUAAGUUAUUUGAAAGUAAAAAUAAUAAUAAACAUGAGCAAUAGUUAUGGAUGGAACAUGAAUGUUAUUGCUGAACCAGAGUUCAUUCAGAAAAAGGUUGAAAAAGCUGAACUUGGGGAAAGAGGAUCUGGUAUACGAACUCGUGGGGCAGUACAAGACUUUCAACAACUACGACAAGAAUGUCUUUCACAGGGAACUUUAUUCGAGGAUCCAGAAUUCCCUGCGGUAGAUUCUUCUUUAUAUUUUUCGAGAAGACCUGACAGAUACAUUGAAUGGAAAAGACCAAUGGAAAUAGCUGAUGAUCCUCAGCUGUUUGUUGAAGGAUAUUCAAGAUUUGAUGUUCAACAAGGAGAACUAGGAGAUUGUUGGUUGUUGGCAGCAGUAGCAAAUCUAACAAUGUAUCCACAGUUGUUUUUCCAAGUAGUACCUGAAGAUCAGAGUUUCGGAGAAGAUUACGCUGGGAUAUUUCACUUUAGAUUCUGGCAAUAUGGACGAUGGGUAGACGUAGUGAUUGACGAUCGUUUGCCAACAUACCACGGUCAGUUGAUGUACUUACACUCAGCAGAGAAUAAUGAGUUCUGGAGUGCUUUAUUGGAAAAAGCAUACGCGAAGCUUCAUGGCUCUUACGAGGCUUUGAAAGGAGGUACCACCUGUGAAGCAAUGGAAGACUUUACUGGUGGAGUAACGGAAAUGUAUCAAAUGGAUGAGACCCCACCGAAUCUAUUUCACAUUCUCUUGAAAGCUCACGAACGAAAUUCUAUGUUGGGUUGUUCUAUUGAACCAGAUCCUAACGUGCUUGAAGCAGAAACUCCUCAAGGGCUUAUUCGAGGACAUGCUUACAGUAUUACUCGUGUCCAGUAUGUUGAUAUCGCUACGCCCAACACUUCCGGAAAGAUUCCACUUUUAAGAUUGAGAAAUCCAUGGGGAAAUGAAGCUGAAUGGAAUGGACCUUGGAGUGACGGAUCUCCAGAGUGGAGAUUUAUUCCAGAUCAUGAAAAAGAAAAAUUAGGAUUGACAUUUGAUAUUGAUGGAGAGUUUUGGAUGUCUUUCCAAGACUUUAAAACAUAUUUUACAAGUUUAGAAAUUUGUAAUUUAAACCCUGACUCUUUGACGGAAGAUGAUCUAAACUCUGGUAAAAAAAAAUGGGAGAUGAGUGUUUUUGAAGGAGAAUGGGUUCGUGGUGUUACCGCUGGGGGUUGUAGAAAUUUCUUAGAAACAUUCUGGCAUAAUCCACAAUACCGAAUAACUCUAGAAAUUCCUGAUGAAGAUGAUGAUAAGUGUACAGUUAUUGUAGCCUUGAUGCAGAAAAAUAGACGAGCACAAAAGAGUAUGGGCGCAGACUGUUUGACUAUUGGAUUUGCUAUUUAUCAUCUCGAUUAUCCUGAUCGUUUGCCAAAACCUCUAGACAUUAAUUUCUUCAAAUAUAAUGCAUCUGUUGCAAGGUCUCCAUCAUUUAUUAAUUUAAGAGAAGUUAGCUGUCGUUUUAAACUACCUCCUGGAACUUAUUGCAUUGUACCUAGUACCUUUGAUCCUAAUGAAGAAGGCGAAUUUUUGUUACGAAUAUUCUCUGAGACUAAAAAUAACAUGGAAGAAAAUGAUGAAUCUGUUGGUAUUGGAGAAGUUGAUGAUAGGGUACGAGAACAACCUGAGCCUGAUCGCAAUGAAGAAAAAGUUCGUGAAUUCUUCAGAAAACUUGCUGGUGACGAUAUGGAAGUGGAUUGGAUGGAGUUGAAAGAAAUUCUAGACUAUGCUAUGCGCAAAGAGCUACCACUGUCCUCUCAACGUAGUGAGGCUCAUACUUCAGACAAUGUACAAGAAAAUGGCUCUUUUGUGGAUACAAUCAUCUCUCUACUAUGUAGUAUUGUUUGCAAUAACGAACAAUACAAUAAGUCUACGGAAAUGCAUAAUGAAGGAUUCAGUAAAGAUGUCUGUAGGAGUAUGGUUGCUAUGAUGGAUACCGAUCAUUCUGGAAAGUUAGGAUUCGAAGAAUUUAAAAGUUUGUGGGCUGAUAUAAGAAAUUGGAGGGCUGUGUUUAGAUUAUACGAUAGAGAAGGAACAGGAUAUUUGAGUGCCUUUGAACUAAGACAAGCACUCAACAGCGCUGGAUAUAAAUUAAAUAAUCAUAUUCUAAACAUUUUGGUGCACCGAUAUGGAACUAAGGAAGGAAACAUUACCUUCGAUGAUUUUAUUAUGUGCGCUGUUCGAUUGAAAACCAUGAUUGACAUCUUUCGAGAACGUGAUCCAGAUCAUACUAACUCUGCAACCUUUACGCUGGAAGAAUGGGUCGAAAAGACUCUCUAUUCAUAAAAAUCAUUAUAUAAAUCACAUUUCUAUUAAUUAAUACUCCUGUAAUUAACUGACUAUAAAAUGUUCCUUCAAAUUAUUUAGAAAAAAAUACAUUAUACUCGACAAACGUCUGCCAAAAUUAUAACAAAUCUGGCGUCUGUUGGAGCGCAUUUUUUUUAAAACAAUGGCGCUGUCACAAUUUUUUACGCGCUAAAUUUUCAAAAAUCGCACAAAUAAAAAUUUUAUAACUUCAUCAUGUGCCUACUAUUCUUGCAUUCGUCAUUAAAACAAUUAAUAUAAAAUAAAUUGUUUAGAACUUAUAUACUAUUGAUAUUACCGAAGAUGAAUGUAUUAAAAAUG